Molecule: messenger RNA, 1573 nt
Organism: Hyla sarda
Lineage: Eukaryota; Metazoa; Chordata; Amphibia; Anura; Hylidae
Gene: FDPS
Product: farnesyl diphosphate synthase
Exons: 9
Coding region: 144-1199 (351 amino acids)
Biological process (GO): trans, trans-farnesyl diphosphate biosynthetic process
Cellular component (GO): cytoplasm
Molecular function (GO): (2E,6E)-farnesyl diphosphate synthase activity; dimethylallyltranstransferase activity
Source: RefSeq, a predicted model, not a curated record
UGGAUGUAUUGAUGAUGAUGGAUGUAGUGAUGAUGAUGAUGGAUGUAUUGAUGAUGAUGAUGAUUUUAUUAUUGAUUGUACUGAUGAUGUCAGUGGGUGAUGUUCUGGUGGUCCGCUGACCUCUCUUGUCCCCCCAGGUCUGGAUGAUGAGUUCGGUUACAGUCGUGUCGGGCGAGCGCCAGGAGUUCUGCGCCUUCUUUGAUCAGAUUGUGCAGGACCUGACAGCGGAGGAUUGGGGUCACCCGGAGGUCGGCGAUGCCAUUUCACGUGUGAAGCAGGUGCUGGAGUAUAACGCCCCCGGAGGGAAGUGUAACCGCGGGAUGACUGUUUUGGCCUCAUUUCGGGAGCUGGUGGGGCCGGAGCUGCAGAAGGACGGUAACCUCCAGAGGGCGCUGGCGGUGGGCUGGUGCGUGGAGCUGCUUCAGGCUUUCUUCCUGGUCGCUGAUGACAUCAUGGAUAAUUCUGUCACCCGACGUGGGCAACCAUGCUGGUACAAGAAGGCGGGGAUCGGGCUGGACGCCAUCAAUGACUCCUUCCUGCUGGAAUCCUGCAUCUACCGCGUCCUGAGGAAGUAUUGCCGGCGGCAGCCAUAUUACCUCCACCUGCUGGAGCUCUUCUUAGAGACCUCAUACCAGACGGAGCUGGGGCAGGCGCUGGAUCUUAUCACGGCUCAGCCGGAGAAGGUGGAUCUGGAUCGGUACACGGAGGGCAGGUAUAAAUCCAUAGUGAAAUACAAGACGGCCUUCUACUCCUUCUACCUGCCGGUGGCUGCCGCCAUGUUUAUGGCUGGAAUAGACGGAGAAGAUGAGCACCGGAGCGCCAAGACCAUCCUGCUGGAGAUGGGGGAGUUCUUCCAGAUCCAGGAUGAUUACCUGGACUGUUAUGGGGACCCUAGUGUGACCGGCAAGAUCGGGACCGACAUCCAGGACAACAAGUGCGGCUGGCUGGUGGUGGAGGCGCUGAAGAGGGUGACCCCCGAACAGAGGCAGAUCCUGCAGGAGAACUACGGGCAGGACGAGGCUGAGAAGGUGCAGCAUGUGAAGCAGCUCUAUGAGGAUCUGGGUCUUCCCGCCGUCUACGCUCAGUAUGAGGAGGAGAGUUUCCAGCGGCUGCAGAACCUCAUCUCCCAGCAUGCCCAGGGCCUUUCCACAGAGAUCUUCCUGGGUCUGGCGCAUAAGAUCUACAAGAGACAGAAGUGAGGCCAUGGACUGCGUACAGACUCCCUGUCCAGAAGGCCCCCUGCUGCCCGCUCAGAACUAUUACUGAUGGGUGGGGCUAUGUUCUCGCCAUAGGUUUCCUGCAGCGGCUCAGGGUGUGGAACCUUCUCAUUGUUCCCUAUGUUCUGGGUCAUCUGUAUAUGGUGGGGGCAGGGGGAGGGAGGGACAGACGGAGCAUUGCCUCACCUGGAAUGGUUAUUUAUCCUGAGGGGCCCCGGCCUGGAGUGGCUGCUGCCCUUGGGGUUCUCGUGUCUGUAGAUGACACAUCCUGAUUUCAUACUGGAUUAUUCUCCAAUAGAAAGGUUAAAUAAAGAAUCUGUGAAUGGUGAAAUAAAUGGUAGUGGGUGUAAAUCUAC